Messenger RNA from Lichtheimia ornata, 645 nucleotides. RefSeq lists its product as uncharacterized. Bases 1 to 645 code for a protein of 214 amino acids. Lineage: Eukaryota; Fungi; Mucoromycota; Mucoromycetes; Mucorales; Lichtheimiaceae. The transcript has 3 exons. The record is from RefSeq and is a predicted model, not a curated record.
AUGCUUCUUGCUCAUCGGAUCGGUUGCCCAUCGCGUAUAGUAUCAGUCACACAUUACAGCACAAAGCAGAUUCCAAAGAAAGCUGCAGGUGCCUUCACCAGUAACAAGUACAUUACCCAACCUGUCGCCGGCACCAUUGCCAACAAAACGCUUGUUUACAUUGGUCCUUUUGCCGAAACGAUGCAGCGCUAUAAGAUGGUGGCUUCCUUGUUUGGUGCCUGUGGUUUAUGUGCUGUGCCUGCAUUAUUAAGCACAGGCCAACCAUCGAUUGUCAGUGUCGUCCUUGCGGGAACCUCUGCCAUGGCACCAGCACUAUUUAUCCAUUGGUAUACACGCAACGUCGCAACAAAGCUGAUUGUAUACGAUGAUGUCAAAACGGUGGAACAACAGCGAAGACGACCACGUGAGAUCAAUGCUGGGAAAUGGAUUGGAAUUGAAACAUCCUCUUUAUUGGGUCGCUUACGUGAAAACAACAUGUGGCUCUCUGAUCUUACUACUACGCAUGGCGACAAAGUGAUAACAUGGCAAUCCAGCAAACGGAGAUACGUAUUCGAGCGUGCUGUCAUCGAAGCAGACCCUUACUUACAAGGCCUGGAUCAAUGCAUAAGCAGGAAAAAGUCACAUGUCAAUGAUAGCAAACAAUAA